AGGCGUCUGUCGGUCGCAACAGUAGUAGUUCAAUGUGAGAACAUUUUAGGAAAGAGAAGUUUGUCAAAUUGUGUGAUCUGUGUAUCUUGUUGGUUCGCUUUUGUAAUAUUUUUGGACUUUUAUGUACUUUUGUUCGUAAGAAUUUACAAUGGACAUAUCAAGGGGGGUCUUUCACGUUUUACUCGUACUGUUGGCUCUAGUCUUGGAGAAGUUUGCGGUGUUGGCUGCCUUCUCGCAGUCAAUGGACAGUGAUUUCACGUUCACUCUUCCUCCUGGUCGAAAAGAGUGUUUCUUCCAGACCAUGAAGAAAGAUGCCUCGCUGGAGAUUGAAUACCAGGUACUGGAUGGGGCAGGUUUGGAUGUGGAUUUCUACAUUGCCUCACCUACAGGUCAUGUAUUGUUCAACGAUUACCGCAAAUCAGAUGGAGUGCACACAGUUGAGACUGAGGAUGGAGACUACAUGUUCUGCUUUGACAACACAUUCAGUUCAGUCUCAGAGAAGGUCAUCUUCUUUGAACUGAUCCUCGACAACAUGGACACAGAUGAAGACCCAGAUGACUGGAAGGAGUAUGUCCAUGGGACAGACAUGCUGGACAUGAAGCUAGAGGACAUCAUGGACACAAUCAACAAUGUGAAGGCACGGUUGUCCAAAAGUGUUCAUAUUCAGACUGUACUGAGGGCAUUUGAGGCUCGGGACAGGAACCUCCAGGAAAGUAACUUUGAUCGAGUGAACUUUUGGUCUAUAACCAAUCUCCUUGUAAUGGUAAUUGUUUCAGCGGUUCAAGUGUACCUUGUGCGGUCACUGUUUGAAGAUAAAAGGAAAAUUUGCACAUAACAUAUUUUUUUUACUAGAUUUCAUAAACAUAGUUUGCCUCUAAUAUAUUUAGACAAAUAAUAAGAUAUAUUUUUCCCCAAAAUUACUUGGUCUACUGAAGAAAAUCAUAGGGGAUUAGGAUCUGCAAUUUGACUUAACAUUUUUGCCAUACAUUUGGUAAAGCUGACAAGAAGUCUAUUAUACUAUUAUGAAGUAACUGCUGGCCAAAUAUUUCUAUAACAGAGUUAGGUAGACCAGGUGUGCCGUCUGGUUCAUAAAUAUUUUUUAUAUAAUUGUUUUCUCUUUUAUGAAGAUGCCUUCAACGUUACAUUUGCAGUAGCUUCAUGUCCAUUAGGACCAUAGCAUUCAUGAAGUGAAAACCCUGUCAAGUCCUCUUUUGAGCCAUUUUGCCAUUAAUAGCAGCCUAAAGGGCCAUGAUCAUAAAGGAAAAUAAAUGGGAACACCACAGGAUCAUGUCAUGGCGAUUGCUCUAAUUUCCUUAGCUAAACUUGAGUCGACUUUGCUGCUGUGAACUCUCAUGGCUGCUGACAAGGGUCUAGUUACAGGCACCUACUCUAUGAAAAUGUCUGCCAUACUCGGUGACAACAUGCUAUUUCUAUCAUAUGGAAACCUGGAAGGUCAUUACCACUAUUACAUAUGUGCACUGUUCAGUUUAUUAUAAUAUGCACAGGCCAUUCAUUGCCUUGUUUUUAAAAUUAAGUGUUUGGUUUUGAUAGUGUCACUAUCAAACUAAAUGGUCUUUGCACUACCUACUAUGCCAUCGAACAACAUCAAGUAUGUCUUUGUAUAUAAAACUGGGAAGACUCCUUGCAGUAGACAACAUCUUUUAAGUCACAGAAAUAUAUAAAUAUAUAUAUAAAAAUUUCCACAAUUUGAAAUAUUAGACUAUAAUUUGGUUUCAUAGUUACUGACUUUAUUGACCUUUACUUGGAUCCCCAUUAGUGCAGGUGGAGGCUCCUUGCUAUCAUUGUUUUUAGCAUUUUCUCUGUUAAAAUGACAGAUAAUAAGUUUGUGCAUGCACUAUUUAAAGGGUGUGAUUACAAUAACACAGUGGUUUUGUCAUUGGUCAAGUAUGUUUGUUUAUGCCUGUUUGAUCAAGAAGAGUUUUUGUAAGACUCUGUAGUGUUUUUCUGAGUCAGUUCCUUUAAUGUACAUGUGUUUUAUGAGGUCACAAUUCACAAAAGAGAAAGACUGACCACAUAUUUAUUCUGCUCAUGCUCUGUUAAUAGUAAAUUGUGUAAAUUAAAUGAUUAAGACUUUUCCUCAGUGUGUAUUAUUGAAUUAUAAAUUUGUGUACUUACCUGUGAAGCAGGGCCUUUCUUGUUUUUAAUUGAAAGAGAGUUGAUGAUCACAUACUCAUGCAAAGGAGCAGUGGAGAGAGGUCUUCUGAAGCACAGUGGAUGGAGGCCAAGAGAUCUUCAGAUUGAGCACAACAUUUUUUUUUUCCACAGGGGACAUUUUUAUGUUCACAUAAAUACUGGUAUACUUACUGGCUUAUUAUAUGAUGAGAUGAUGAAAAACAUUUGUAAACAUUGACAAAACGUGGUCCCAUUUGCACUGGAAAGCUUAUGC
Messenger RNA from Periophthalmus magnuspinnatus, 2407 nucleotides. RefSeq names its product transmembrane p24 trafficking protein 5 (gene tmed5). The coding region runs from base 149 to 835 and encodes 228 amino acids. The record is from RefSeq and is a predicted model, not a curated record. Gene Ontology annotation, biological process: intracellular protein transport; Golgi organization; endoplasmic reticulum to Golgi vesicle-mediated transport. Lineage: Eukaryota; Metazoa; Chordata; Actinopteri; Gobiiformes; Gobiidae. The transcript has 4 exons. Gene Ontology annotation, cellular component: endoplasmic reticulum-Golgi intermediate compartment; endoplasmic reticulum; Golgi apparatus.